AUGUCAAACGAACUGCCUGCAUCGAAUGCAGUACCACCACUUCCAAAGAUCGAUCCGUUAAUCAUGCGACCAGUCACCAAAGGCUCGCAACAAGUCGCGGCGUCCUCAGACAAGGCCAUGGCACACCUCACUCGAGCCGCAAACGAAGAGGAUCUCUACCAGUGGAGUCGUCAACUCUCAUCCUCGAUCCCUCGUGAAACGCUCAAGAAGGCUCGAAAAGUUGUCGGCGCAGGCGUCGAUAGCACAGAGUUUCGCGACUUCGUCCAAGCCCACCACAUCUCUUCCAAGCCGGUAGAAGUCGUUCACGACAGCCCUGCGGGUUCGGAUAGCCAAGGCUCUGACUAUUGCAUUCAGUCCGCGCUGCCGCCUGUAGAUCCUCGGCCAGCGACUGGCGCAACCAACGUCGUGAAGCGUGAGAAGUCGACUGGCGGAAGGGCACCUCGCAAGGUGACAGAGGCAGAAGCAUCCUACUGGUGGUCGGGAAUGACAGUUGAGGAGUACGAGCAGAGUCUGACGAAGGUGACGACUGAGGUCGAAGAAGAAGAACAUCACGCGAACAGAGAAGAGGAAGACCAACAGGACGAAGAGGAAGACUUCGAGAACGAAGAAGACGAAGUUGUCAUCAUAACAGGAGAUGAGGACACCAAAUCAAGCUGGACACUACCUACGCCCGAGAAGAGUGAGAACAGUGUUUCUUCUGCUCCAAGCAUCGAUAGCGAGCAGGCACAAAACGCCGCCGAGGAGGAUACCAGCGAGCAAGUUGAAGACUCCAUCGCAGAAGAGGUUAGCACGCCGACCUUUGAACAAUGGGCAGAUCAACACGGGCUCGACCUGGACGACGAACUAGCAGACCUAGCGCGUUCAGGUGUCAACUUCAACGGAAAGCUGCUGGAGCUCGACAGCAGGACCGGUGUCUACCACUCUCGCAUCCCAAACGAGAUCGAUUUCACGUACACCCCAAAUGGCUCGACAACCGAGGUCGCCUUUAUCCUGAACGACUCCGGUUCUAUCGCCAACGCUAGGUCGUUCUGUGAAACCUCCCCAAACGCCCACGAAACCCUCGUAUACCCUUGGCAUAACCCACUGCUCGUCAGAGUUCAGUACCACAAGCCCAGCACUGUCUUUCCGGAUUGGCCGAUUGGUUUAGCAUUCGCCGAGACCUCUGCGCGCACACUUGGAGAUCUCGUCGAGAUUGCGCUGGCGAUGAGAUUGGGCGCUGGCAAGUGGAAGGCCAAGGGGUUCAAUUAUGAAUGGACAGAGGCGAUGGUGAAGAAAGCGAGGGAAGAGGGCAUGAUGCAUUUGCUGGGCAGUGUGGUAUACUCACGCUGGGCACAAGGAGACCCAGAGGAAGACGCUGCUCUUGAUGCUGAGCUGUUCGGAGGGAUGAAUGAAGAUGCGAAGCAGCUCCAGGAAGCCGUCAAGAGCCAAGAAAAAGCUGUAGACGCUGAGCAGGGCGAAGUCGCAAAAGACGGAGCAGAGCAGACUGCCGAAGAGGUCGCAGCAGGCCAGUCGGUGGAGGCGGAGUUACCAGAGACAGAUCUGGAGCAGGAUGCAGCAGCUCAGGACAUUGCGUCGGAGGCCAAGAUGGUGAUGCUCGCUGGGGUCCUGGGGCUUCUCCUUACGGCAUACAUGAUCCUCUACUGCUGA
This is a messenger RNA of Cercospora beticola, 1647 nucleotides long. RefSeq lists its product as uncharacterized. The record is from RefSeq and is a predicted model, not a curated record. Lineage: Eukaryota; Fungi; Ascomycota; Dothideomycetes; Mycosphaerellales; Mycosphaerellaceae.